Molecule: messenger RNA, 8411 nt
Organism: Triplophysa dalaica
Lineage: Eukaryota; Metazoa; Chordata; Actinopteri; Cypriniformes; Nemacheilidae
Gene: kif26ab
Product: kinesin family member 26Ab
Exons: 16
Coding region: 159-6182 (2007 amino acids)
Biological process (GO): microtubule-based movement
Molecular function (GO): microtubule binding; microtubule motor activity; ATP binding
Source: RefSeq, a predicted model, not a curated record
ACAGAAAAGCCAAUCUUCACCACGGGAGUUAAAUCAUGCUUAUUGUUUUGCGCUACAAACAACUCUUCAGGAACUGCGUCCCUAAUCCAUGUGCGUAGUACGAUUUUAGAAAAAGUGCGGUAAGUGCACUAUUGAAAGUUUUAAUCAUUUAAACUGAGAUGGAUUUAACGAAUGGGGAUUCACAUGGAGACGUCCAGAUCAGCCGAUCAACUGUUGAAGGCUGUUCGAGUGGAGAGUCUUCGUUUUCACUCGAGCUCAGUCCAAGGAAAAGACUAUCAGUGGAGGAGGAAAGGUGCGCCAGUAGACCACCACCUGAAGGCGCAGGAGCGGUGAGCGUCUCAGAAUCGGACAGGGAAGAGACGAAGGCAGAUCUGUGCAAGCAAUGUCAAAUGACUAUAGCUGAACUAAGGAGACAAGCCCUUGCUCUUGCCGACCCCUCUUCCUUAAAGGACCCUGGAUUUGCUUCCUUCAUCAUUGACCAGCUAAAGGUUCCAGUAAAAAGUGGGCAUGAAGACACAAGGUGCCAGGUGUGCACCACACCUGCACAAUUGCUAAGACAGCAGGCACUCAAAACCCUCAAAGAACUGUUCUCGGGUUCUGACAUGCCAUCACUCCCUCCCAGCACCUACCCUGGGCAUCCAACCAGGUUGACCACUCACAGUGUGGUCACCGUUUCCUCUAGAACUGCCAAAUCCAGGAUACCUCAUCCAGCGCACAGUAUUCUGCCUGUGGGGGAUAGACGCCGUGAGAUUGGCUGGACUCAGAACCCGACCUCCAGUGUUGCAGCUCUCAAACCGGGCGUGCAGGUUACCGUGGGUGGAAGACCUUUGACGGGGUCCAUCAGCUCAGUCACCAUUCAGGCUCAACAAUACCUGGAGGGGAUGUGGAGCAUCUCGCGUGUGAACAACUUCCUCCCUCAGCCAAGCCCGACACAAAGCCUCGUGGAUCAUGCAGAACAGAGCGAGUGGUCCACAGACACCUCAGUAUCUAGAGUGUCUCCAACUCCAUCCAGUCCUGCUCAAUUUGGGCAGGACGUGCCCCCCUCGUCCCACCAGCCCAGCUCAGCUGCAGCAUCCUUCUUCAUCAAGGCUGCUCAGAAGCUGAAUCUGUCGUCCAAAAGGAAGAAGCAGCAGCCGCCUCUAGUAUACCCCCAGGAGCCCUCCAUCUACCCAACUAACUUUAGUGCUGUUCUCCAGUUCUCUCCUCCACCUGCUCCACCAUGUUUGCUCAGGGCGGGGUCAAAAGCCAAGGAGAACCCUGGCAUGGGCAAGGUCAAAGUUAUGAUGCGAAUCUGUCCAACUCUGGGAGUUCUGGAUUCGUCUGAGUCCAUGUCUUUCCUGAAGGUGGACACCCGAAAGAAACAGUUGACCCUCCAUGAUCCCUCACUCAACACACAGCCCAUCUCAACGCACAGACGUGCAGCACUACCCGCCCCAAAGAUGUUUGCCUUCGAUGCUGUUUUUCCCCAAGAUGCCUCUCAAGCUGAAGUUUGCUCAGGGACAGUGGCUGAAGUUAUUCAGUCAGUGGUCAACGGAGCUGAUGGGUGCAUUUUCUGCUUUGGUCAUGUCAAAGUUGGCAAGACAUACACCAUGAUUGGCACAGACAGCUCCACGCAGAGCAUUGGCAUUGCGCCCUGUGCCAUUUCCUGGCUUUUCAAGCUCAUCAACGAGCGCAAGGAGAAGACUGGCACACGCUUUUCGGUACGGGUGUCAGCCGUGGAAAUCUAUGGCAAGGACGAGAGCUUGCAGGACCUGCUGUCUGACGUCCAAACAGGAAGUAUGCAGGACGGACAGUCGCCUGGUGUCUACCUGCGUGAGGACCCCAUCUGUGGAACACAGCUUCAGAACCAGAGCGAGCUACGGGCUCCCACUGCUGAGAAUGCUGCCCUGUUUCUUGACGCGGCCAUCGCGGCACGUAGCACCAACCGACCAGAUGCAGACGAAGACGACCGCCGCAAUUCUCACAUGCUCUUUACCUUACAUGUCUACCAGUACCGCAUGGAGAAGAGCGGCAAGGGUGGAAUGUCUGGUGGUAGGAGCAGGUUGCAUCUCGUUGACCUGGGAAGCUGUGAGAAGGUGCUGAGUAAAAGCAGGGACGGAGGAGGCGGUCUGUGUCUGUCUCUCACAGCGUUGGGCAACGUCAUACUGGCAUUGGCCAAUGGAGCCAAACAUGUUCCAUAUAGGGAUAGCAAGCUUACAAUGUUACUGCGGGACUCCCUGGGGAACAUCAACUGUAGGACAACCAUGAUUGCCCACAUCUCUGACUCCCCUGUCAAUUAUGCAGAAUCUCUCACCACUAUUCAGUUGGCCUCUCGAAUCCAUCGCAUGAGGAAAAAGAAAUCGAAGUAUGCAUCCAGUUCUUCUGGAGGGGAAAGUUCCUGUGACGAGGGAAGGAUCCGUCGACCACCACACUUGCGUCCUUUUCAUCCCCGAACUGUGGCCCUUGACCCAGAUCUACCAUCAUUUCUCAGCGAUCCUGACUAUUCUUCAAGCAGCGAGCAAUCAUGUGAUACUGUCAUUUACGUUGGCCCCAGUGGAGCUUCCAUUUCUGAUCGAGAACUUAGCGACAAUGAAGGUCCUCCGGCCUUUGUUCCUAUCAUACCUUCUCUGAACCGUAAGCAACGAGGUAAAGAAGGACCAGUUGACCAUGAUCACUUCAAAUGCAACACCUUUGCUGAGCUUCAGGAGCGAUUGGAAUGUAUCGAUGGGAGUGAGGAACCUACAGCUUUUGUUGGAGAGUCUGGAGGAAAUUCUGCAAGCCCUAAAAUGGAGCGUGAUGCAGCCAAAUUAAAAGAAGAAUCUAGUUCUGUUCCAGUUUCAACAACACAGGACAGCUUUUCCAAGACGGCAAUUUCUGUAGAAAGUAAACUGCCAAGCAGCCCAAAACACAAGUCUAAUGUCGAACAUUCCAAGUGGCAAAGUCCUACCACAUCAGACAAAGAUCUGAGAGACAUGUCUGAGAUUUUAUGUAGGACAAGUGCAGAUGGUGAAAAACUGCAAAUGUCAGACAAUAUAGCUCUAUGCACUCCUGGAAAACAAAGUAAAUGUAUAGCAUCCCAUAAUUCAGAGCCUGUGGUUAGGGAAAAAGUAUUUUAUAAUAAAAAACAGUUACCCAAGCCUGCUCCCCCACCACCACAACAAAGAGACUUUGCCAGGAUCAGUAGUGAAACAGAAGAAAAGUCUGCCACAAGGAUACCACCAAUUGGAAUGAGCCAUUCAAAAAGAAGUGAUUCAGAUGGGAACUCGUCUCUCAGGGUCCAUCAUCUUAUCCCAAGGACUCCAGUGUCGAACCUUAGGGAAAAAUGUAUGGACAAAGACAUAUUGAGAACAACUGUGACCCUCCAGCAGCCAGUGGAAUUAAAUGGCGAGGAUGAACUUGUAUUCACUCUUGUGGAAGAGUUGUCUAUUGGCAAUAUUUUGGACAAUGGAAGGCCCACCAGUAUUGUGAGUUUCAACAGUGACUGUUCUUUACAAGCGCUUGCUUCAGGCUCACGACCUGUUAGUAUCAUUAGCAGUAUCAAUGAUGAAUUUGAUGCCUAUACAUGCAAUGUUAGUACCUCAGAUGCAAACCUUAAAAUGGUGGCCCCAACGCAGGAGAAAGAGUUUGCUUCAUUGGGAAGCUGUGGUUCUUCUAUCACCUCAUGGCUCAGUGAAGUAAGUGUAUGCACCCUGGAGAGUGAAGGUGCCCAGUCAACAGAUGUUUUCUUUCCUGAAGGUGCUCAUAGUGGCCCAGACAAUAGUCUCUACCUUGAAUCUCUAAUAAUGUUCCAAAGUAGCCCUCACAAGGAGCCCAAGAACUCUUUAAAUGAUAGUGGCUGUAGCUUCUCAGAGUUAGACAGCGACAGUGCUACAUCAAGCAAACUCUCCGUUAGCAAGUCCCCGUCCUCUCCAGAGGCCACAAAAGUACCUGCCAGAAGUUUGCCAAAAUUGACAAAGGCAAAUACCAACCAUUUUUCAAGUCCCCAUUCCUUGCAAGAAUCUCAAGGUGUCCAAUGUAGUCUUUCCAGGAAAUUAAAACCUACCUCAUCCAUAAACCAGAGUAGCAGCAUUAGUGGAAACAGCCUCUGUAGCAAUUGGAGACGUGAGCCACCAAGGCAAGAUUGCCUACCAGAUAAUCCAUGGCACCGUAAUGAUAGCUCAUUGGAGACUUCUUUAACCUCUAAUUCAGGUUCUAAACUGGUUAGAAAUGGAAUGAGUGGUAUUCCUACAAGAAAAUCAAGCACAAACAGCAGUAGUGUACCUAGAAUGCCCAAGGCACUGGGGUCAAAUCAAUCCCAAAGGGUGGUGGACGGAUGUGAAAAAUCCAGUAACAGCAGGAAGAUUGAGUACCCUAGCAAGAUGCCACAGCUCAGACGAGGUGCAACAACACUUGGGACUGUUCCAGUCAUUCAUACAUCCAUUGAUGUCAAAAUUGCUCAAGAUAUUGGUUCAUCAGGAGGCGGUUUGAAGUUCUCUUCUUUAGGGAAAAAUGGAAGGACAAGCAAGCAGGAGGAGACUACGACAAAACCUGGCAGUGCAUCACCACCUCCCCCUCCAGUUCGCAAAUCCAGUUUGGAUCAAAAGAAUCGAAGCCUCUUUCCCUCAAGUGCCUUGAAGUCCGCGUAUGAUGCAGGAAAGUCUUUAGCACCAAGGGCUACAGGUUCAGAGGAUGAAAUCGAUGUUUUAUGUAAGGGUGACUCAAACAGUUUAAGAACAUCUAAUUUAAAGUCAGACCAUAAUUUGAUAAAAGCAUCCACUAGUCUCAAGGCUAGAGGAGCUAGAGGUGAUACAGGACAACUUUACGGAAGCCAGAUAUCUCUAGACAGAUGUGACAGUUUUUCAUCUUUGGGGUCUAGACCUGCUCUUAGUCGAGAGAACAGUGGAGCUAGUCUUAACAGCAAGUCAAACAAAUCUGCCAGUAGGUUUGGAUCACCUGUUACAACAUCUUCUCCAAUUGCUACCUCUCCACCUCCUUGUAUAAAUCCUGUAUCCAGCGUAAAAAGUGGGCUUGUCAAAGGUAGCCUUAAUGCAAGACCAAUACCUGUUAAUGCGAACAAAGCUCGUACAUUAUCCGCUAGUAACUCCAAAGCCCUAAGCUCAUCCACUAAGUGUCUUGCUGCACCUGCAACAAGGAAUUCCAAUCUUCCACCUUCAGGAAAGACUGCAUUACCUCGAGCAGCAGUAGGAGGCAAUGGUAAAUCGACAAGAGGAACUAUAAUGGGUACCAAGCAAGCAAUGCGGGCAGCAAACAGUCGUGUUAGUGAGUUGGCAACAACCAAUCCUUCUGGGAAACACCCAAGAGGAUCAGGUGAUUCAGACAGUGGCAAUGACAGUGGAGUUAACCUUAAUGAUGAUAAGCCUACCCCUAUCCCCAUUCUUCCAUCUCCUUAUAGUAAAAUUACAGCCCCAAGAAGACCCCAGCGAUACAGCAGUGGGCAUGGAAGUGAUAAUAGUAGUGUCUUAAGUGGAGAGUUGCCGCCUGCCAUGGGACGAACUGCACUGUUCUACCACAGUGGUGGAAGCAGUGGUUAUGAAAGCAUGAUCCGUGACAGUGAGGCCACUGGAAGUGCCUCUUCAGCUCAUGACUCCAUGAGUGAGAGUGGGAUGUCCUCCUCUGGUCGCACAAGGAGCUGCAAACCACCGAAGAAGAGGUCAAAUGGCCUCCAGAGGCGACGUCUCAUCCCAGCUCCCUUGCCAGACACCUCAUCCUUGGCGAAGGCUGGGACCACGGGCCAGUGGGUGGAUCUUCCUCCUAUGUCCGGACCACUGAAAGAGCCAUUUGAGAUCAAGGUGUAUGAGAUUGAUGAUGUGGAACGACUUCAGCGUCGAAGACUGGAAAAGACAGAUGAGCAGACAGUUCAGGAUGUUGAAAAGGGCUUGAUUUAUUUUAACACUAAAAUGAAGGUUCUUGAGAAACGACAGCAGCAGAUCAGAGAUCUAAAAAAUAAAUAUACGACUCUGAAAGAGGAGCUGGAGGACACAAAGUCAAGACUAAUGAUGGACCCCAGCAAGUGGAUUGGAGAGUUUGAGGUGGAUCAAGAUUUGGAGCAGGAGUCGCAGGAGUAUUUGGAGGCAUUGGAGCAGGUUACGGCCGAACUGGAAUACUGUGUCAACCUAUGCAAGUCACGCGUCAUGAUGGUGACCUGCUUCGAUAUCCGCGUAGCAUCUGAUGUGCAAGAAGGUCCGCGUGAGGUGGAGGUAUAAGAACAGGAUCUGGUGAUUGAUGGACAGCGAGAAAGAGAAGAAAUGGAUUAAGACAGGACCCUGGAUGUGUGAAAGGAAGGAUAUUGAAAUGUAGCAGCGUGACCGGCGAUUCCUACAAAACAAAAACGAAGCAAAAGAAGAUCGUAAUAAUGAGAUGGAUCACAGAGUUCUGCAUGAAGUAGGAACUUGUUACGUUCCGGAGACGAGAAACAGUUCUGGUUAUAUGCAGUGCCUCAUAAAAACAGUGUAGUAUAGACUUGCUUGAAUGCAAAGCGAACACGCUUUGAUGCAUUUCCUGACCUGGGAAAGAAUCAUUCUCAUUUACCGAAGAGUAAUUCAACCACACCACAAAGUGCCGUUUUCAUAUGACUGUUUUUAGGUUGUUUGUCAAUCAUUAUUUUUUCUACCGGUGCUAGUGCUAUGACCAGCAUAUCCUAACCAAACCAUAUAUUUUUAUUUUAUUGUAUUGUAUAGUGUAGUGUAUUUAUAUGAUCAUGCAGUGUGUAAAAUAUGAUUUUGGGUGCGAAAGGAGAGCAAUAAGCUGAUUUUCUGCCUCCUGCUCUAUCAUCUGUCUCCAUAUUGUUAUUAAACCUUAUAAGCCUUAUGUUCUAUUUCUAAUUACUGUCUGGGUGUUUUUUCUACUUUUUUUUAUAAACAGUCACUCAACAAUUGAACUCAACAUCAUACGUGAUGCAACCCAGCUUUCAUGAAAAUAAUGCCCAAUCUAAUUGGUUGCCUUGAAUGUUUUGAGCUGGACUGAAAAUGCGUAUUUAACCAGUGAUUUUCAGUGCUAUGAAAAUAAUACAACAUUUCAAAUUGGUACAGCAUUUGCCUACAAGGUGCUCAUCCACAAUGAAUGUAUAUUAAUGUAUUGACACAUUUUGACGAACACACAAAAAAUAUCAGGAAUGUUAAUUCUUACGCCUUGUAAUCGGUCCUAAUCAUAUGAACACAUGCGUGUUGUGUAUUGUGUAGUCAUUAUUAUGCCUGCAAUGGACGUGUCAUGGUGUAUUUCAUUAAAAUGCAGAUUGAGCUGUUGUUCCUGUUUACGUUUAAAUAGACACUUUGGCAAAGGGCAUUCAUCAGUGUAUCCUGACGUGCCUAGCUCAGCCUCUCUCUCUGGACAGAAUAUGUCAUGCAUUAAAGAGCUUUGUGCAUGAUUAAUGUGGGGUCAGGUGACAUUUGUGCGGUACAGAAAAGAGUCAGCCAGCCUCUUCAUACAGUCAAAGAGUGAUUUAAGAAUAACCUUAAAAAUUGUACAAAUUGUGACAACUUUAAUAUCAUAUUUGAUAUAAAGGUAGGCUAUAGUUUACCCAAAAAGGAAAAUGCUUUUUGUCAUUUUCCACCCUUAUACUGUUUCCAUUGUCAAAAAAACUUGCAUUUUUCAUGGAAAACAAAAGUGGAUGUUACUGCAGGUGAAAUUCAGCUCAACAUCUCCUUCUUUUGUGUUCUACAGAAGUCAGUCAUAAGGGUUUGGAACAAUAUGAGUGUGACGAAUUAUGAAUUUCUGGGUAAACUAUACCUUUAUAGACUAGGGUAAAAUUGAAUCCUAACAGACAGUACCCAAAAACCAUGAGAGGUUAUCAAUGACACACAACUUUUUUAAGGAGUACACUGUGUAUGUAGAUCUAAGCCUAAGUCCUAUGCAUCCAUGCAACUGUGAUGUAUACAACCUAAAAAAUGCACCAGGAAGUAUUUAGCAAAAAUGAUUGUCUCAUUGGUUAGCCUUCUUUACAGUUUUAGGAUUUUAUUAUUGGUGACUCAUUGUCCGGUUUAACUGCUGUACACCAGUUGCAUUUCUCUGAUGUCAAAAACGCCAGUACAGAACUUUUCAAACGUUUUAGAAAUGUCAUUUUUUUCAUAUGUAGCUGCCAAAACAACUUUCAUGCUCUGGUCUAUCAAAGACUGUGAAUUACCAUCUUGAUUUAACAUUGCUUUUGUAGAUCAAAUUAAAAAAACAAUCUUUGAUUUAUUUAUCUUUUUAAACACUCUCAGGCCCUUUCCAAAAUGCUGCAUGAGAUUUGUAUUGUUUUUCUAGCCUUCAUUUUUGAUAAUGCUGGCAUUCACUAUACUUUAUAUACAUGGAUUUAACUGAUGCCAAACCUUUUUUGAAUGAAAGCUGACAAUGUAUGGUGAGUCAUGUUUCAUAAUGGAAUAUUUUCUACCUUUUUUUGUUUUGUUUUGUAAAGAACUUCUGACUGUAUAAAUGUACAUUAUUAUGGCAGCUUG